This is a messenger RNA of Paraphaeosphaeria sporulosa, 2109 nucleotides long. RefSeq lists its product as uncharacterized. Gene Ontology annotation, molecular function: protein binding. The transcript is spliced from 2 exons. Lineage: Eukaryota; Fungi; Ascomycota; Dothideomycetes; Pleosporales; Didymosphaeriaceae. The coding region runs from base 1 to 2109 and encodes 702 amino acids. The record is from RefSeq and is a predicted model, not a curated record. Gene Ontology annotation, cellular component: cytoplasm.
AUGUUCAUGCCCCGGAAAAGUGCACAGCGCUCCAACUCGUCCUCCUCGCUGUCCUCGCAGGCCUCGUCCACCUCCACCAUCUCCACCGCCUCCUCUUCGCAGACGAGCGGCGCGGCAGCUUCACCCGCUGCCGACGGCUCCACCUGGGCGGCGCGGAAGAAGGCGCCAAGAGGGUUAUGGCCUGCCACAAAAACAGAACCCGUCGCCGGCAUCACAAACGCUCGUCCGCAAUCUCUCACCUCGGUCGGCCAAGGCCCCUCAGCUGCCGCCGCCAUGACCCAACUACACUCACCCGCGCCCCUGCCGUCGCAGCACAACGGCACCACCCAGUCGCAAACCAACGGCGGCCCGCGCACCUCGAUGCAAGAGGCACAGGCGAUCCUGCAUCUCAUCCCCAUGAACGGCACUUUUGAGCGAAAGACGAUAACUGUGCCGUUCUUCCCAGACGUGCUCCGCAUCGGCCGACAAACAAACAACAAGACCAUACCCACGCCGCACAACGGGUACUUCGACUCCAAGGUUCUGUCGCGUCAGCACGCCGAAAUUUGGGCCGAUCGCAACGGGAAAAUCUGGAUCCGCGACGUCAAGUCGUCCAACGGCACCUUCGUCAAUGGCCAGCGACUGUCUCAAGAGAACCGUGACUCAGACCCCCACGAACUCCGCGAGCAGGACAUGUUGGAACUAGGUAUCGACAUUGUGAGCGAGGAUCAGAAGACUAUCGUCCACCACAAGGUCGCCGCCCGUGUCGAGCACGCUGGCAUUUACUCCAACACCGGAAACAACAUGGCAGACCUCAAUUUUGGAGAGAUGGACGGACAACAGCUGUCAAACAUGGUGGGUCCCGGCGGCCAGCAGCAGAUGAUCAAUAUGCGGGGUCGCACCCCGAGCCAGGGAUCGAUCAACGGCCAGCGCCUGCCAGGGCCCGCCGUCAUGGGAAACAACGUUGGUGCCAUGCAGCAACCGCGGCACCCCAACUUCUGGCUUCAGCCAAUUACAAUGGAGCAAGUUGUCAAGAAGCUAAAUGCGGAGAUCAAAGCUGCCCGGCAACAAUCACAAGACCUCCAGCAGACGCAUUCCUACAUCAAUGCUAUCCUUUCCACGGAUCCCAAGAAGGAUUCGACCAAAAACUCGCCUAUCAAUUCUACAAAGAUCUCACCCAUCAAAGAUGCGAACCUCAAGGCCAGGUUCUCCGACCCGCCGGCACCCCCACCUCAGCAACCCUUGCCCGAGAAGCCGGAUGCCCCGUCGUUGCAGAGGAUGGACACAGAGAAGGUGAAGAGCACUGGAUCGCCCGUGAGGUCUGAGACGCAGAUGUCGACACUGAACGAAGCUCUGCAAACCGCCAAGAUGGAGAUAGAGUCUCAGAGCGUUCGGCUUAGGGAUCUCGAAGCUAUGCUGACGGAAGAGCGCCGUGCAAGGGAGGAUGCCGAAGAGAGAGCCAACCGGCUUGAACGUGAGCGCCGCUCCGCCGAAUCGGACUUGGCCAACGGAGACAUCCACAAGGACGAGGUCCACGGCCACAUGGACGAAACCGAAACCAUUAUUGCCAACGGCUCUGCUUCUUCGAGUCUUGCAGAUGUCGCCACGUCUCGCCUCCAGCAGCGACUCGACACGAUGGUGUCUGAGAUGAACGAAAUGAAGUUGCAGAUGGAGAAAUACCGUCAGCGCGCCGAGACUGCAGAGGCCGAUCGCAAGAGCCUGGCAGAGAUGAUUGAGAACAUCCGUAAAGACAACGCAAGGACAGCUGGCAACGAGGCCAAACGUCGUAGUCGCAGCCACAGCGGAUCUGCGCAGGAGGCAGCAGAUGACCAGACAGAGCGGUCCAUGGAUGCCGAGGACGCAGAAGAGGGCGAGAUCACGAUCAUCAAUGAGAGAGAUGUAGAUGGGGAUGUCAACGGCGCUCUUGCACGGAAGGGCCAGAACGACCUGCCAGCUGAGCACAAAGACACGGCAGCGUCCAACAAGACAUCACAGGCUCUGGCAACACGUCUUAACCGAAAUGAUCUUGCCCUUCUCCAUGGUGCCCCAGCGAUCUCCAUGCUUACAGUCGUUGCCCUGGGUGUAGCGGUCAUGGCCUGGCUCAAUGACUAUCCAAAGGUCGACCGGUGA